Molecule: messenger RNA, 2362 nt
Organism: Styela clava
Lineage: Eukaryota; Metazoa; Chordata; Ascidiacea; Stolidobranchia; Styelidae
Product: uromodulin-like
Source: RefSeq, a predicted model, not a curated record
UUAAACACUUCCAAUGAAUGAAUUGAAUAGGUGUUGAAAUAUAUAAAUAUUUUUAAGCAUACUUUGUUCUUCAUUUGAAUAUGAAGUUCAUUAACUUCCUACCAAGGUGUGUUUCGGAACACAAACACAAUGAUCCACGUCGAACGCAAUUUUAUGCCAUGAUUUUGAUUGCUUGUGGAUUUGUUCUUCAUUCAUAAAGGUAUUAUUUGCGUCCAAUUGAAUGUUCGAAUAACCCUUCAAAUUAUAAUCGAUAUAUGUAUCAUUUAUGCUUGACUAUUCCAGACAAGGUUCUUUGGGGCAAAAAUCAAAAUCGUAAAGAGCGGUUAUGGUUUAGAAAAUAUUUCAAGCGAAACAACGAACGCCCUCUAUUUUGAUAUUCGGCGGAAAAUGCGAAGAAAACUCGAUUUGGACAGGAAAUUAACAGUUACAUUCGAACCUGACUUUGCGCUUGUCGGCCAUACAAAAACAGCAGAUUCUGAGUAGCUAAACGAAUUUGUGCAAAAUUCAAGAUGGUUGCAACAAAGUCAAAAUUUCUACUUGUGAUAUCGUUGUUAAUCGCAUUUGUACCAAUUAUAUCGUCUCAAGCAAUUGCUGUGUUUAUCAUACCAACCUGUGACAACGGUACAGCUGUGGACAAUACAACUGCAUGUGAUCAUUUUGCGACUCGUACCUAUUUGAAUUCUACUCAUGAAUGUUGUGAAUGCGAAGCUGACUUUACUGGAGAUGGAAUCAGUUGUCAACUGGCUACAAAACUUGAUUGUAGCAUGGCAUCUCUUAACGAUGGAUACGCUUUCCGUGUGUUUUUGAAUCAGUCAUAUAUAGACUAUAAUAACAUAUCAACAAGUAGUCUUCGACUAAUGAAUGCUUCAUGUAACAACGUCACGCUGGAUGCGGGUUAUUACGUGCUGUGGUCACCUGCGUACGACGAUUGCGGAAGCAUAAGAACAAACACUUCAUCAAAUUUAAUCUACUCAAAUGCUGUUACAAGUGAUGGCGGAACAAUAGCAACAGGAUUAGUUAUAAAAAUUGAUUUUCAAUGUGUGGUCAGUGCCUCUCUUGCACUCGGACUUUCGAAUGCCGAUGGCAUUCUAACUGUUCAGGAUGUAACAUCAGAUUCAAUCGUUUUUCCAAUUCAAGAAGGUAAUGGACAUGUUACUGCAGCCAUGUAUUUGUUUAAAGAUUCAGACUACAAUGAAGCUUACAAUGGUGUCCCCGUUCUCAGCACUUCUGAUAUGCUUUAUGUCAUGAUUGCACUUGACGGCAAUGCUCUUUCAAAUCUUUAUAUGAUAUCUCGUGAGUGUUGGGCUACUCCGGACGCAGCUGGUGUAUCUUCAGAGAGAUUUGAUAUCAUAGAACAGCCAGGGUGCUUGAAAAGUGGAGUUAUCGGAGCAGCGGUGACAAGCAACGGUGUCUCUAGUAAUGUGAAAUUUCAACUUUCUGUUUUUGCAUUUUUACCUUCGAAUGUCGUUUAUCUUCAUUGUGCUGUUCAGCUCUGUACAGGGAGUGAUUGCGCACCGACCUGUUCAAGCCGGAAGAAGAGAGAGACUAAUUUACAAGUUCAAAUAUUGAGAAGUUCUCUCAUUAUCAGAUCAAAUGAAAAAAUUCGAGAGCCACCCAAUAUUGGCGACGGAUCCACGAAUAACAACGACUUGGUGUCAAGUAACAACGUCAUGAUCAUCAUAAUUUUGCUUGUUUUGACUGGAGUUUUAUUAAUAGCCAUCAUUGCUUUGCUGAUUUACGUUUGUGUUACAAGAAGACGGAAGUCAACCUAAGGCUUCUCUAACAUAAAAUAAUAACAUCUUUUACUUCACUAUGUAUGAGAUAUCAACUCUGUACGAGCGUGGAAUUAAUACCAUAUUCAUUAGUAGUAAUAACGCUCGCAUAUAAAAAUGACAAGACAAUUCCUAAAGUAUAUUACCUUAGUUUUCGUUUGCAAUUAGCUCAAAUUUCAUUUAUAUUCUGCUCACAAUCGAAUGCUGAACGAAGCCGUAUUCUACCGGCUAAUGUGUUUUACAUUCUUCUAAUAUUCAAUUUCUGUAUACAAAGUUGUAUCUCGAGGGUCUACCCAAGAUGUAAUACUAAUUUUCUGUGGUAACUAAUCUCUAUUGUGACCUACUUUGAAUACUCCUUUCUUUCGAGUUUUAUAGUCUUCAAAAUCAAUACAAUGUUAAUUCGAUAUAUAACUUUUCACAUCUUCUUGGGUAAGCCUUCGAUGUCAAAUAGCUAAGCUGUACCUACUUUUGUUCAACUCUCAAUGAAUAAAUCGACUCAUCAUAUUAUACAUGGCCAUGAAUUUCCAACGAUCGACAGGGCGCGCAUUUUGAAGUUGACUCAACGUUGAUAUGAUUCUGCAGAAAAGCUG